Messenger RNA from Dreissena polymorpha, 1169 nucleotides. RefSeq lists its product as uncharacterized. Bases 115 to 873 code for a protein of 252 amino acids. Lineage: Eukaryota; Metazoa; Mollusca; Bivalvia; Myida; Dreissenidae. Gene Ontology annotation, molecular function: calcium ion binding. The transcript is spliced from 5 exons. The record is from RefSeq and is a predicted model, not a curated record. Gene Ontology annotation, cellular component: membrane.
UGUGUCUUGGCAUGGAAACCGCGUACGUGACUUCUAGUGAUUGACAUUUGUAUAAAUUGACCAGCAGCACCAUGCCUCAGACACAUUCGAUUUGUUGCCUGUGAGAAACUUACCAUGACCGGACUUUCAGGGUUGGCAGUGAUAUUGUGCUUGCUGCAGUACUCAGAUGGUGCCGUGACCUUCACAUCACCAACGACGGCAUUGUCGGGAUCAGGGGCAACUUGGACAGCAACAGUAAGCCUUGCAGAAACGAAUGUGGAAACAGCCACACUUUUCACGGUAGCAGCAACGACUGGUGAGACGAGUGGAGGUGUUACAUUCGCAUUUGCUUCUAAUGGCAAUCCAGACUCGAUUGCUACACUCACUGGCGGAGUUGUGAAACUGGCAGCCUCUAAAACCUUAGACAAGGAAGUGAAAUCAUCAUACACGUUCAAAAUAACCGGCGCCGAUACAGCGCCGUCUACUGCAACUAUAACAGUCGUCCUAACUGUGACAAACAAGCUGGAGUUUGCAAAGACAAGCUACGAAGUUUGUGUAGCUGACGGCACUGUUGCAGGGACUGUGAUUGGGACCUACAAAGUUGCUGAUGCUGUUGCAGGCACAGACGACGUAUCCUACACUAAUGCUCCUUCUACUGACCUGACUGUUGAGACCUCAACUGGCGCGCUCAAGGUUGCGACGACCAAAACACUGACUAGCGCUACUGGCAGUUACACAACAACGAUCACUGCAACCGCCGCGACUGUGAGCGGUUCUUCGGCGGCCGGUACAACUGAAGUGAAGGUCACGGUCGGAGGAUGUAGCGGAGCUGGACAGAUCAAAUUCAUGGCCAUUUUACUGCUGAUGCCACUGCUGCUCACACGUGUGUUUUAGUUUCUCAACGAAUGUGCAUUAACACCGUGGACUUGUCGAUUUUUUUUAAGUUCAUUGAGAAUGAAUAAAAUCAGAAUUCCAAGUUAUGUUAACGAGGUUUAUAUUGUCAAAAAAUUAUGGUGAUUUACAUGUAUAUUGUAAAAACAUGGAUUAAUUAAUUUUUUAAAUAGUUAUUACAUGAACAAUAUACUAUUUCAUAAAAUGCAUUGUAAAUUAAGAAUUCAAAAAGAAGCUUAAAUGCAAUAAGAUUUUUCAUAUGUAAAAUGGUAGAUUUUGAUAACAUAUAUACAUGGGCU